ACGCGUGUACACAGAGAAACGGAUCCCGUCGGAGGCCGGGUUCUCGCAGCGGUCGCCCACUGCGCGGACUCGCGGGCUGGGCGCUGGCGAGCCGCGUCGCCGCGGAGCUGGUCCCGGGUGGACGGCGGCCGCGGGCGCCAUGAGUCAGAGGCAGGUGUUGCAAGUGUUCGAGCAGUACCAGAAAGCCCGGACCCAGUUCGUGCAGAUGGUGGCGGAGCUGGCGACCAGACCCCAAAACAUCGAGACUCUGCAGAACGCGGGUGUAAUGUCUUUGCUGAGACCUCUUCUUCUGGAUGUGGUUCCAACAAUUCAACAGACUGCUGCUUUGGCUCUUGGGAGACUGGCCAAUUAUAAUGAUGACUUAGCAGAAGCAGUUGUGAAGGGUGACAUUCUUCCACAGCUUGUUUAUUCAUUGGCAGAACAGAAUCGCUUCUACAAGAAAGCAGCCGCCUUCGUAUUGCGGGCAGUGGGUAAACACUCUCCUCAGCUGGCUCAGGCCAUCGUGGACUGCGGAGCGCUAGAUACACUGGUGAUAUGUCUGGAAGAUUUUGACCCUGGAGUCAAAGAGGCUGCAGCCUGGGCACUUGGAUAUAUUGCAAGACAUAAUGCAGAACUGUCACAAGCUGUGGUGGAUGCAGGAGCUGUUCCUCUUUUAGUACUCUGUAUCCAGGAGCCAGAAAUUGCUUUGAAAAGGAUUGCUGCUUCAACCCUCAGUGAUAUUUCAAAGCAUUCUCCAGAGUUAGCACAGACAGUAGUGGACGCAGGAGCGAUUGCUCACUUAGCCCAGAUGAUCCUCAGCCCUGAUGCUAAGUUGAAGCGUCAGAUCCUUUCAGCUCUUAGCCAGAUUGCAAAACAUUCUGUGGAUCUGGCAGAAAUGGUUGUUGAAGCAGAGAUUUUUCCAGUUGUACUUACCUGUCUGAAGGACAAAGAUGAUUACGUGAAGAAAAAUGCUUCUACUUUAAUCAGAGAGAUUGCAAAACAUACACCAGAGCUUGCUCAGCUGAUAGUUAACGCGGGAGGAGUAGCUGCUGUGAUUGAUUGUGUCGGGUCCUGCAAAGGGAAUAUAAGGCUGCCUGGCAUCAUGAUGCUGGGCUAUGUGGCGGCUCAUUCUGAAAAUCUAGCAAUGGCAGUCAUCAUUUCCAAGGGUGUACCGCAGUUGUCAAUCUGCCUGUCAGAAGAACCAGAAGAUCAUAUUAAGGCUGCUGCUGCUUGGGCCUUAGGACAGAUUGGGAGACACACUCCUGAACAUGCACGGGCUGUCGCUGUCACAAAUACUUUGCCAGUUCUUCUUUCUUUGUACAUGUCACCUGAGAGUUCUGAGGAUCUACAAGUGAAAAGCAAAAAAGCCAUUAAAAGUAUCUUACAAAAAUGCACCUACCUACCAGCGCUUGAACCAUUUCUGUAUGAUGCUCCUCCCAAUAUUCUGAAGCAUGUGGUUGGACAGUUCAGUAAGGUGCUACCGCAUGAUAGCAAAGCUCGACGACUUUUUGUAACAAGUGGUGGACUUAAAAAGGUUCAAGAGAUAAAAGCAGAACCUGGUUCUCUCCUUCAAGAAUAUAUCAACAGUAUUAAUAAUUGUUACCCAGAGGAAAUUGUAAGGUACUAUUCCCCUGGAUAUUCAGAUACACUUCUGCAGAGGGUGGACAGCUAUCAGCCAAUUAUCAACUAAAAGUUAUAUAUUUAUACUCAAAUUCACAGCAGAGAAUUUACAAUUACUUUUGCAAUUGUUAAAGUUCUUUAUAAAUAUUUGAACUAAGUACAUUCUGGAUAUUUUCUAAAUUUGUGAAAUACUUAAAUAUGAGGAAAUAUUCAUAUUCAUUUGCAUGCGUAGGAUUUGAAUUUGCUCUAAAGGUAGAUUUAAAAAGACAAACGGGUUUAAGGCAUCUAUUAUUUUUCUGCUAAAAAGCACUCAUGCAUACACACUCAUGCAUUACAUAGAGGUAAUCCUUAGUUAUUUUGGUCAGUUCUUUAUAGGGAAAGAAAACUGACAUUGCAGAUUACACAGUAGGAUACAGAAGGAAAAUAGUUAAAAAGAAACUGAUGACAGAAAUACCGGACUCCAAAGCUGACUGCAUAAAUGCAUUAAACUAAUACAGAAUCUAGGGAUGACUUGUCAGAUUUUCCUAAGAAUUGGAGAAGGCCCUCCUCUUAAUCACAAAUUUUGGAAGUUCUUUUUACCUUACCUAAAGUGUUCUUUAUCCUACAUGGAGCUGGCUUUGUUCAUGAAUAAACACAGAAGCAGGCAUGGAAGAUGGGCCAUAGUGUUCCCUUGUUCUGGGUUGUUCACUUUCCCAAAUUUCAAAGCUACGUUUUUUAGGGAUUAAGGGAAUAAUUAACAGGCUCACACUUUACAUACAUUUUCACUUAGGAAACUGUAAAGGGGUCAAAGAGUAUUUUAAUAAAAUUUUAAAUAAAACAAUAUUAGAAUUAUUCUUUUUGUUUUUUCUAGUAUUUUUCUGACUUUGGGGAAUCUGACUGGAUUUGGGAGUCUUGUCUUGUGCCUGUCUUUAGAUCUAAAAGUAUGUUGUUUAUGGUCAUCUUUCUGGGAGGCUUCCAGAGAAAGUGAAUGACACCCUGGAGAGCCUCCAGUACACAAUGGGUCCUGUCUGGUUUUGUUUACAGGUUUCUGUUUUAGAUUCUUCACCCUGGCCCUCCCCAAAAAGGAACCUAACCAUUUAUUUUUGGCAUUUUUCUGGACUCAUCAUUAUUCCAAAUAGUGCAUAGUUUGUUGUGUCUUUUAAAAUUCAACAAGCCCAAGAUUGUCCCAUGUAUUUUUCCCUUAUACCAGGCUAGGAUUGCUAGCGAUUUCAUUUUGGUUUGUUUUGGUACUGGGAUUGAACCCAUGGCCUUGCACAUGUUAAAUAGGUGCUCUCCCGUUGAGCUACACCUCCCUUCCCUGGACUCAUUGUUAAAUACUUUCUGGGACCUGUUUUUUUCUUGCAGCAAUAUCUUUCACUCCUUGUGUCAGAAAGUGUAACUUUUAUUUCCAGUUUUGUAACUUACUUUCUUUCCUCCUGUCCAUUUUGUCUUAUGAGCCUUCUAAUAACUUGAGAAAAUAAAAGUAGUUUUUAUCUUUUUCCUUUAAAACUAUUUUUCAUAAGGUGACUAUGUUGGUAAUGAUGGAAACUAGUUUAUCUAGGUUAAAAAUCCUCAUAUUAUUGGAAUGGUGAAAGUCCUAAGAUGUUUCCUGCCAUUGUACUUUGUACUUGAUAUGAAAAACAUCAUGCAUUUUUUCAUACAUAUCUAAUAGAACUAACCUAAGA
This is a messenger RNA of Sciurus carolinensis (gray squirrel), 3263 nucleotides long. RefSeq names its product sperm associated antigen 6 (gene Spag6). Bases 140 to 1669 code for a protein of 509 amino acids. Lineage: Eukaryota; Metazoa; Chordata; Mammalia; Rodentia; Sciuridae. Gene Ontology annotation, biological process: epithelial cilium movement involved in extracellular fluid movement; neuron projection extension; sperm axoneme assembly. Gene Ontology annotation, cellular component: axoneme; sperm principal piece; microtubule cytoskeleton. Gene Ontology annotation, molecular function: microtubule binding. The transcript is spliced from 11 exons. The record is from RefSeq and is a predicted model, not a curated record.